AUGGCCGACGCAGAGGAGGGCUUUGGCCUGGCGCACCCGCCUCUGGAGCCUGACUCAAAAGACCUGCCCUGCGAUUCAAAACCGGAGAGCGCACUAGGGGCCCCCAGCAAAUCUCCGUCCUCCCCGCAGGCCGCCUUCACCCAGCAGGGCAUGGAAGGAAUCAAGGUGUUUCUCCAUGAAAGAGAACUAUGGCUGAAAUUCCAUGAAGUGGGCACGGAAAUGAUCAUAACCAAAGCUGGAAGGAGGAUGUUUCCCAGUUACAAAGUGAAGGUGACUGGUCUUAAUCCCAAAACAAAGUACAUUCUCCUCAUGGAUAUUGUUCCUGCCGACGACCACAGAUACAAGUUCGCGGAUAAUAAAUGGUCUGUGACCGGCAAAGCUGAGCCGGCCAUGCCGGGCCGCCUCUACGUGCACCCGGACUCGCCGGCCACUGGGGCGCACUGGAUGCGGCAGCUUGUGUCCUUCCAGAAACUCAAGCUCACUAACAACCAUCUGGACCCAUUUGGCCAUAUUAUUCUGAAUUCCAUGCACAAAUACCAGCCCAGAUUACACAUCGUGAAAGCAGAUGAAAAUAAUGGAUUUGGCUCAAAAAAUACAGCCUUCUGCACCCACGUCUUUCCUGAGACUGCAUUUAUCGCAGUAACGUCCUACCAGAAUCACAAGAUCACGCAAUUAAAGAUCGAGAAUAAUCCCUUCGCCAAAGGGUUCCGGGGCAGCGAUGAUAUGGAGCUGCACAGAAUGUCAAGAAUGCAAAGUAAAGAAUAUCCCGUGGUUCCCAGGAGCACAGUGAGGCAAAAAGUGGCCUCGAACCACAGUCCUUUCAGCAGUGAGCCUCGAGCUCUCUCCACCUCAUCCAACUUGGGGUCCCAGUACCAGUGUGAGAAUGGAGUCUCUGGCCCCUCCCAGGACCUUCUGCCCCCUCCCAACCCAUACCCACUGCCCCAGGAGCACAGCCAAAUUUACCAUUGCACCAAGAGGAAAGAUGAAGAAUGUUCCACCACAGACCAUCCCUAUAAGAAGCCCUACAUGGAGACAUCACCUAGUGAAGAGGACCCCUUCUACCGUUCUAGCUACCCCCAGCAGCAGGGUCUGAGUGCCUCCUACAGGACAGAGUCGGCACAGCGGCAGGCCUGCAUGUACGCCAGCUCGGCGCCACCCAACGAGCCGGUGCCCAGCCUGGAGGACAUCAGCUGCAACACGUGGCCCAGCAUGCCUUCCUACAGCAGCUGCACGGUCACCACUGUGCAGCCCAUGGAUAGGCUACCCUACCAGCACUUCUCUGCUCACUUCACCUCGGGGCCCCUGGUCCCCCGGCUGGCUGGCAUGGCCAACCACGGCUCCCCACAGCUCGGAGAGGGAAUGUUCCAACACCAGACCUCCGUGGCCCACCAGCCUGUGGUCAGGCAGUGUGGGCCUCAGACUGGCCUUCAGUCCCCUGCCAGCCUUCAGGCCCCCGAGUUCCUCUACUCUCAUGGCGUGCCAAGGACUCUGUCCCCUCACCAGUACCACUCUGUGCAUGGGGUUGGCAUGGUGCCAGAGUGGAGUGAGAACAGCUAA
Messenger RNA from Cynocephalus volans (Philippine flying lemur), 1557 nucleotides. It is a transcript of the gene TBX5, whose product is annotated as T-box transcription factor 5. Lineage: Eukaryota; Metazoa; Chordata; Mammalia; Dermoptera; Cynocephalidae. The record is from RefSeq and is a predicted model, not a curated record. The coding region runs from base 1 to 1557 and encodes 518 amino acids. The transcript is spliced from 8 exons. Gene Ontology annotation, biological process: pattern specification process; cardiac left ventricle formation; positive regulation of DNA-templated transcription. Gene Ontology annotation, cellular component: nucleus. Gene Ontology annotation, molecular function: RNA polymerase II cis-regulatory region sequence-specific DNA binding; DNA-binding transcription factor activity, RNA polymerase II-specific.